Lottia gigantea (owl limpet) is the source of this 795-nucleotide messenger RNA. RefSeq lists its product as hypothetical. The transcript has a single exon. Gene Ontology annotation, cellular component: cytoplasm; nucleus; nucleoplasm. NCBI's taxonomy places the organism in Eukaryota, Metazoa, Mollusca, Gastropoda, Lottiidae. Gene Ontology annotation, molecular function: 7SK snRNA binding; cyclin-dependent protein serine/threonine kinase inhibitor activity. Gene Ontology annotation, biological process: negative regulation of transcription by RNA polymerase II; negative regulation of cyclin-dependent protein serine/threonine kinase activity. Bases 1 to 795 code for a protein of 264 amino acids. The record is from RefSeq and is a predicted model, not a curated record.
AUGAAAGCGGAGGAAAAAAAUAUUUCGUUUGGUGGAGAAAAUACGAGCGAUGUGUCCGUAUCGCCUUCAGACGAGGAUCGGAAAAAUGGAGUCAAUGGAGCGGAACAUUAUUCGGAUCAAUCAGGAAUUCCACGGAAGCGUAAAAGACGACGGAUUAAGGGAGGUGGCAGGCAUCAUAAAAAGUGGAAGCCGUAUGAUAAGUUGACAUGGCCGGAGAAAAAAGCUUUGGAAGAUAAAGAAACGAUUCGCGCUACUCAAAAACGUGAAGAGGCAUUUGCAUCGGGUCAUCCCGUGGCUCCGUACAAUACUACUCAAUUCUUAAUGGAAGACCAUAUUCAGAGUGAAGCCUCGCCAGACUUAUUGGACGUGGAAAACGGGGAAAAUAUCAAUUCUUCUCUCCGCGAUUCGUUCCACAGUGAUGCCGAUGGGUCUUCCGAUUUAGAAUACGGUGCCGACGAGGAUGAAACAUUCUUAGCCAAAGAAUUUUCCGAAGCGUAUGAUAAUAUUCAUGCGGAACGAUUGCAAACCAUGUCCAAAGAACAGCUUGUGAAAGAUUAUGUGGAACUGGAACGAAAAGUGGAAACUUUGGAAAAGAAACUCAAAGACUCGAAUCAAAAUAAACGGUUACGUGCGGAUGAAAAUUCCGAUGGAACUUCUUUGAGCAGCAGUGGCGAGGAACUGCAGGAUUUGGCAGCAUUAAAAAACGUAGGCGAAGAAAUGAAACGUUUACGCGAGGACAACAUCAAAAUGAAGGAACAGAUCGAAGAAUUGAAAAAGAAAAAUGGUGGUUUUUAA